AUGGCUCACAAGCAAAUACACUAUUCGAACAAAUAUUCAAAUGAGCAUUAUGAAUACCAGCAUGUCACGUUACCCAGAGAACUUUCUAAGCAAGUACUCAAAACCCAUCUAAUGUCCAAAGAGGAGCGGAGGAGACUUGGUGUUCAACAAAGACUAGGAUGGGUAUGUAACAUGAUUUAUGAGCCAGAAACAUAUAUUCUUCUCCUUAGACAACCACUUCCAAUGGGGCAAAAAAAAAAAAAUAGAAAAUUAAAUAGGAAUUACCAAUUAUGUCUUUUUCCCCAAGUUUAA
This is a messenger RNA of Echinops telfairi (small Madagascar hedgehog), 291 nucleotides long. RefSeq names its product cyclin-dependent kinases regulatory subunit 2-like. NCBI's taxonomy places the organism in Eukaryota, Metazoa, Chordata, Mammalia, Afrosoricida, Tenrecidae. The transcript has a single exon. Gene Ontology annotation, cellular component: SCF ubiquitin ligase complex; cyclin-dependent protein kinase holoenzyme complex. The coding region runs from base 1 to 291 and encodes 96 amino acids. Gene Ontology annotation, molecular function: ubiquitin binding; histone binding; cyclin-dependent protein serine/threonine kinase activator activity. Gene Ontology annotation, biological process: regulation of mitotic cell cycle. The record is from RefSeq and is a predicted model, not a curated record.